Messenger RNA from Penicillium verhagenii, 1008 nucleotides. RefSeq lists its product as uncharacterized. The transcript has 2 exons. The coding region runs from base 1 to 1008 and encodes 335 amino acids. The record is from RefSeq and is a predicted model, not a curated record. Lineage: Eukaryota; Fungi; Ascomycota; Eurotiomycetes; Eurotiales; Aspergillaceae.
AUGCGCCUGCCGUGGUCCAUCCUAGGCCUGGUCGCCAUCUCUUCGGCCAUCCCCACCCCCUCAUCCUCAUCUCACGAGAUUCACUUGAAUUAUCUCCCCGAACAUUCCAUUUCUCCGGAAUCAUACUUGUCCGUGGAAUGGUCCAUGCAAGAUGGCACCUUAUAUGCCAAUGGAGAUCGGAUCUUCCCGCCAUCAGUGUCAUCAAAAAUGCAGGUACAUGCACCUCGAUAUGAAGGGGCACAGAAGAAGCGCCUGGAUACCGAAACUCUCUACUACUCCCUGGAGGUCCGACCCCUCUCUAGCCAUGAAGUCGGCGCGCCCCAUGGUAUCGUGAGAGUAAAUGUCGACUUCUUGGGAGAAGAUGGCAAACCCGUGACACCAAACACCGUCGUUCUGGAUCUGCUGGAUCAUCCAGAUGGUAACCCUCGCAUCACCAAAAUUCGCAUCGAACCUGGCAAAUCGCGCUCCGAUGACCGCGAUGAACGAAAAUGGCAGAUGAAGUUCUGGCAGACGGAGAUGGGCGCACUCUUCCAACACAAAGAUCACAAAGAUGACAAAGAUCACAAGGAGCACAAGGAGGCAGGACCUUCCCAAACUGAUUCCGCUAUCGACCCGGCUUCUCAGUCAUCCAAGGUUGAGGUCUCUGACUCCAAGCCCAGCGGCAUCAUGGAAUCGACCGUUGGCUACAUCUUCUCGCCUUACUUUGCCCCCUCAUCUUAUUCUCACCGAUCUCAUCGCCGCCCACACGAUCACGACCACGAUCACACCUUUAUGCGCCUGGUGCGCCCGGUGAUCCUUCCAGCCUUUUUGGGUGCCGUGGCUGGCUUGUUCGCUUGCCUGGUCGGCUUCCUCGUAGGCCAUGUCAUCAUGUCCGUUUCCUACCGGCUUGGAUUACGCAAGAAUCCUCGCCAUCGCUACCGUCGCUCCCGAGUGACCCACGUGGAGGAUGAUAUGCCUGAAAAAGCCAGUCUACUCUCCGAGACUAACGUGACUGAGUCCGAGGUCUAA